This is a messenger RNA of Orussus abietinus, 777 nucleotides long. It is a transcript of the gene l(3)87Df, whose product is annotated as cytochrome c oxidase protein 20 homolog. NCBI's taxonomy places the organism in Eukaryota, Metazoa, Arthropoda, Insecta, Hymenoptera, Orussidae. The record is from RefSeq and is a predicted model, not a curated record. The transcript is spliced from 2 exons. Bases 180 to 521 code for a protein of 113 amino acids. Gene Ontology annotation, cellular component: mitochondrion; mitochondrial inner membrane. Gene Ontology annotation, biological process: mitochondrial respiratory chain complex IV assembly.
CUAUGUAUUACUUGGAAUAUUUUACUUAACCUAACAUCUUGUACAAGGAACAUACAUUUUCGUUAAUAAUUCUGUCGCAAAAUUUCUACUAAUAAUUUGCGAAUGAAAGGCACUGGUUAACCUCAAUGUAUUGUCCAGAUUUUUAUUAGUGCAAUCCCUUGCUCGAUUAUUCUAAAAUUAUGGAUCGGGAAAUCAUAAAAGAAGCUGAUUCGAAGCCGCUUAUAUUAUUUGGAAGAGACGUAAGGAGAAUUCCAUGCUUCCGAGACAGUUUCCUCUAUGGAAUCAGUAGCGGUCUAGGUGGAUUAUUAACAGCGUUCCUGUUCACUAGUAGAGGGCAGUUGUCCUGUCAUAUCGGAAUGGGUACCUUUGUCUGUGUUACAUUGGGAUAUUGGACUCAAUGUCGGUACGAACGUUUAAAAGACAUACAAGCGAGGGCAGCAAUUGAAGCAUCAAUCAACGAAGCCGCAAUUAGUGGACAAUUUGACGAGUCUUCCGAUAAACCGCCUCUAGUCGAUGCAUAGUUCCUGCGAAGAUAUAUAAUUAAUGUAUUAAGAACUCGAUCGAGGCCACAUUGCAUAUGUAUAUAACCAAAUUAGUGCAGUGUAUUAUGUAUGUAGAUAUGUCCAUUUAUAUCUGCUAGGUUUACUUUACUCACAGAUUUACUCUAGAUGCUACAUGAGUAUUUUCAAUACGAACAGCUGACAGAAGUUAUUGUACAUUGACUGGAUCUUAAAUUAAAUCCUCGUACUGUUGGAAAUACAAAUAUUUAACCAUGAA